AUGGCGUCGGGUGGGCGCCUGGCGCGCUGCUGGGGGCCGCGGCUCCCGCUGCUCCGGCUGGCGCUGCUGCUGGCCUGCGGGGCCGCCCUGGCGCCUGGGCCCGCCGCCGGGGCCGCCUCCCAGCCCGGGAGAUGGAGCCUCCGGGCCCGAGGGGUGAGUGGGGGGCGGAAGGGGCGAGGGGCGGCCGGGAGAGGGCAAGGAAGGCGAAGGGGGGAUAGGAGCAGAAGGGGCAGCUCAUGCAGUGUAAUACGCAAGCAAUAGGAUAUAGUCAAGAUAUUAUAAUUAAUAUGUAGCGUGGCAUGAUAGAGGACCAUGAAGAAGGGGGAAUAUUAGUAUAAUAGGCAAUUAAUACAAUUCAAUAUGUAAGUAAUAUGAUAUAGUCAAUAUAUUAUAAUUAAUAUAUAGUGUGGCAUGAUAUAGGACAAUUAAGAAGGGGGGAUAUUAGUAUAAUAAGCAAUUCAUGCAGUUUAAUACGUAAGUAAUAUGAUAUAGUCAAUGUAAUAUAGUCAAUAUAUUAUGAUUACAGUGGUACCUCGGGUUACAUACGCUUCAGAUUACAUACGCUUCAGGUUACAGACUCCGCUAACCCAGAAAUAGUACCUCUGGUUAAGAACUUUGCUUCAGGAUGAGAACAGAAAUCGCACGGCCCCAUUAGCUAAAGUGGUGCUUCAGGUUAAGAACAGUUUCAGGUUAAGAUCAGACCUCCGGAACGAAUUAAGUACUUAACCCGAGGUACCACUGUAAUACAUAGUGUGGCAUAAUAUAGUAUAAUUAAUAAGGGUUAUUAAUAUAAUAUACAAUUCAAUACAUAAGUAAUAUGAUAUAGUAAAUGUAAUAUGGUCAAUGUAUUAUAAUUAAUUCAUAGUGUGGUAUAAUAUAGUAUAAUUAAUAUAAUGCUUGUUGAAAUUAACUUCAAUAUAAUAAUGUGGGGUUCUUAUUUAUUUUCCAUUUUAUGAUAUAUGUUCACAUCAUAACACUCCACUUUACGCCCCUGGCUCUUUAGAGCCUGUCGACUUCCUUCCCUCCCACCGCAUGGCUUUCAAAAUUAACCUUUACAUCAUAAAUGUGGGGUUCUUGUUUUUGUUUGUAUACCACGGUACUUAUUUUUCUGUUUUUAUAUGGUAAACCACCCUGUGCUCCUCCAAUGAAGAGUGGCUUAGAAACUUAAUAAAUAAUAAUAUACCAUAAUGGCCUUAGAGAGUAAAAUAGCCAACGUUGUCAUGAAUUGCACUCAUAACAAUGUGUGUGUUUGAAUUAAAAUUCCUCAGAAUAAACAGGCAGCCCAUCCGCAACCGCUUGUCACGUUGCGGUGUGACCAAGAAGCCAAACCAGAGCAGGCCUGAUCCUCAGCGGCCAUUAGGAGGAGAGGAGCAGAGCAGAGUCUGGAGCCGGGGCCCCAAAUGUAUGUGGGGAUAGUAAGAAGAAUAAUGGCCUUGUUCCUGACCAACAUUCAGCGGCAGAUCCCUGCUGGGGAUCUUGUGAUCCCCUCCCUUCUUGUUCUGCUCCUGUCUGUUGGGGCAUCUGCAGGACACUUAAUAAUAAUAAUAAAUUUUAUUUACACCCCGCCCUCCCCAGCCAAAACAGGGCUCAGGGCGGCUAAUACCAAAAACAAUUGAUUGAAAUGCAGCUUAAAAAACAAGAUUAAAAUACAACAUCAAAACAUUAAAAUGCAGCCUCAUUUCAGUGGAAACUCAAUCAAAAACUUUUUUGGGGAUAAAAACGUCAAAUCUUCACCAAGGCCAACUAUCCAGACUGGCCCUACAUGGGCCAGAAAAAAAGCCAGGGAAGUCCCCAAAUAGGAGUUCCAUCACAGAAGGAGAAAGGAGAAAAGAAAGAGGGGGAGGGAAUCAAAUUGAUUCUUAGCCUCCUCACUUUGUCCAUGUCAGGCAUAGACAAACUCCGGCCCUCCAGAUGUUGGGGACUACAACUCCCAUCAUCCCCAGCUAACAGGACCGGUGGUCAGGGAUGAUGGGAAUUGUAGUCCCAAACAUCUGGAGGGCCGGAGUUUGCCUAUGCCUGGUCCAUGUCAUGGAAGGCACCAGGUCUACUUACAUGGGUGAUAGUAGUGGUUGCCAUUCCUCCCAAUGGAGCAGGUGGAGACUUUUCCCUCUGUGUGCACUGUGCUAACAGAUCCAGGAGUGAACCAUUUCUGAGUCCUGUUAUGGACACUGGUUUUUUUCUUGGGGGGACGUUGUGCAGGUUUGGGGCAGGUUGGAAGAGGGGAGGGGGUAAGAAAAGUCUGCACCCCUCUUUUGGGUCUUAAAGGAUCACAUUCCAUAGAAGGCAGAGGUAUUUUAAGGUGGGUGGCAAGAUGGAGGUGGGGGUGAGCUUCCUUGAGCAAGAAAAAGAUCCAAAAGUCUCCCGUCUUUGGUAUUGUUUCAGGGAUGGGAACGGGCAGUUUAUACCAUCUAUGAAAGCGGUCAGCAAACUUUUUCAGCAGAAAACACAGUCCUGUGUCCUGGGCCAGGUGUUUUUCUGUAACUGUGUUUCCCAGGUGCAAGAUAAAGGCUGCCCUUUGAGACUGCAGGCUUCUUUUUUGUUCUCAGGUACAAUAAAGCCCCGUGGAAUGUUUGUCCCCAGGUUAAUAUUCGUUUACCUCGGCAAACAGGUUGCAUUGCUGAUUUGGGUAGCAGGUGAAUUCCGCCCAUGUUGGUCUAAACCUUUGGGCUAACAAAGUUGAGAAAACUACAGUUCCCAGAAUUCCUUGGGGGAAUCCGCCAUGACUGUUUAAAGCAGCACCAUGGAGCUUUUAAUAAUAGUAAUAGUAAUAAUAAUAAUAAUAAUAAUAAUAACAACAACAAUAACAAUAAUUUAUUAUUUAUACCUGGCCCAUCUGGCUGGGUUUCCCCAGCCACUCUGGGCGGCUUCCAAUAAAACACUAAAAUACAAUAACCUAUUAAACAUUAAAAGCUUCCCUAAACAGGAAUGUAUGGUGUGGACCAGGCAUCCCCAACCUUCGGCCCUCCAGAUGUUUUGGGACUACAACUCCCAUCAUCCCAGACCACUGGUCCUGUUACCUAGGAAUGGUGGGAGUUGUAGUUCCAAAACAUUUGGAGGGCCGAGUUUGCCUAUGCCUGGUCUAAACUACCCUUCUCCAGGCUGGACCCCCCCAGAUGUUUCAGGCUUCAGCCAAACAUCUGUCCAAAACAUAUGGAGGGCAGCAGGUUAAUUCAGGGCAAUUGAAUGUGUUUCCCUGACUUGCGGAGCGCGAAGACAGAUCAGGUGCCUUCAGUCUGCCUCGCGAGUAAAGCCUAGUUCACCUGCUGGAGUUCCAGUCCAUGCAGAGGAAUUUGCAAUGGGUCGACCGCCAGUUGUGUCUGCAACUAGGGAGGGCAGCCAUGGGGCAGCUGCUCCAAGUUUCUGGAUUUGGCUUCCAAUACUCCUUCUUUGCUAGGGGAAAUAACGGCUGGCAAACGCAGGCUGUCCCAGAAUAAGCCCAGAGUUUAGUCUCAGGGCGCAAGCUUUGAACACAGAAAACAACCCGAGUUUCUGCCCUGAGCAUCUCUGGGUUAGGAAAUACUUCUCUCUCUGCCGGAGGAUUAUUGUGCCAGAUCAGCCUCCCCCCAGCUUUGUGGCCUCCCAGAGUUUUGGAUUCCUGACUCCCAUCAGCCCCUGCCGGCAUGGACAAAUGGGCAGGGAUGAUGGGAGUUGUAGCGCAGAUCACCUGGAACUUUGAUUGGCAUAUAAUCUGACUCCGUAUAAAGCAGUUUCAUACCCUUAACUAAGAGGAGAAAUACGUGGAGCUGAGACAACAGAGAGGGGCAUUAAUGAUAAAUAACAAUAAUUAAUUUUUAUUUAUACCCCGCCCUUCCCGGUUCAGAAAACUGGGCUCAGGGCGGCUAACAACAAAUUUAAAACACUUUAAAAGGGUGGUUUCAAAGCUCUGCUGCAAACAGUCUUAAACUAGUUACAAAGUAGACGUUGGCAAAAUACAAAAUAACACAUUGCUUUUAAACAGGAUCGCAGUUCCUUAUUCUUUUUGUUCUUAGUGAAUAAUAAUAAUAAAAUUUUAUUUAUACCCCGCCCUUCCCGGGUCAAAAACCAGGCUCAGGGUGGCUAACAACAAAUUUAAAACACUUAAUUAUAAAAGCAGCAUAAAAUGCGGUAUAAAAACAUGAAUAACAAUAAAAUUCAAAAAUCAAUCAAUCAGAUAAUCCCCAGGGCUAGCUGGCUGAAUUGGUCCUACUUGGGCCAGCGAGGAGGCCAGGGAGAAUUAGCUGUGGGGUCUCAGAGCGGAUGAUCUUCAUAAAAGGGGAGAGGGAGGGAAGAGAAGGGAAAUAAAAGAUCAGGCUGAAUUCAAAUUAAAGGCCAGGAGGAAUAGCUCUGUCUUACAGGCCCAGUGGAAGGAGGUCAAAUCCUGUAGGGCCCUGGUCUCAUGGGAUAAAGCAUUCCACCAGGUCGGAGCCACCACUGAGAAGGCCCUGGCCUUGGAGGAUAGUCUGACUUCCUUCGGGCCCGGGACCUCCAAACUAUGGUUGUACAUGGAUCUUAAGGCCCUCUGCGGGGCAGACCAGGAGAGGCAGUCCCGUAGAUACAGCUAAACAUCAGGCAACCCUAACCCUAGAUGGUCCUCAGGCUGUGGUUUAGGAUCCGCAGCGGUCGGGGGAGGGAGGAGAUAUAUGUUGCCUCACCUGCUGGUCCCACAACCUUCCUCUCUCCCACCUCCCACCCUGCUGCAAUGCUUAUUGAACAUUAUAUGGUGCACUUUGAGUGUUGCACUGUUCUCAUCUCAGGCCUCUGCCGUUGGUAUUAUCCCCAUAAUGCAGACAGGGGAGACUGAGGGUAGUGACCUGCCCAAAACUGCCCAGCGGCUUCCUGUCUGGCCUGUGACUUCGCCCUGGCUUUCAUUCCUGCCUUCUGAGCUUGCAUUCUUUGGAAAUUUAACCCACGGGGACGCACAGCCCGUAACACAAGGCUGCUCGUGUUUCCUCACCGCUCAGCAUCUCUUUCUCCCCAGGAGCAGGCUGAAAUUUUCCACUUGCAAGUUGUCACUCUGCUGAGGCUAAGUGGGUGUUUUCAUUGCGAGUCAGAACCAGAGGAGACGUCCUUGCGUGGGGGCCUGGAACUACUUUGGGGAGGAACGAGCCCAAUUGAGGGUGUCUCUAAUCAAUCCAUUUUUGCUGUUCUUCCUUUUCAGAACCAAACACAGAACCUGUUUGUCUUACCCAAAACAAUGUUUAAGGACACCCAGAUUAUCCUCAAAUGUAAGUUCUGGUGCUGUUAUAAAAGGGAAUCAGCUCACCUGUGCAAAGACUUAUCUUGUGUCCCACUCCUGUUGAGAAACUUCCAUCCUCAGGAAAGAUGCUUUAGUGGUGCGAUACGCUCCUAGGGUUCGUCUUAUUUCCCACUAAGACCAGGGCCUUUACUGUGGUGGCUCUGGGGUGCACCAGCGAUACUGGCAUUUAGGCCUCCCAAUUCAGAUAUAGGACGGAGGGGAACCUGGCUUGACAGCAGUGCAUGCAAAAAGGAUGUAGGGCAGCCUUCUCAGCCUGUGGGUCCCCAGAUGUUGUUGGACUACAACUCCCAUCAGUCCUAGCUAGCAAGGCCAGAGCUCAGGGAUGAUGGGAGUUGUAGUCCAACAACAUCUGGGGACCCGCAGGUAGAGAACCGCUGAUCUAGGGGUUUUAGCUUAACAGUGUGAUGCAGUUGUAAAAAAGGUAAUGCUAUUCUAGGCUGCAUCAACAGAGGUCUAGUGUCUAGAUCAAAGGAAGCCUGGAGUCCUAUGUCCAGUUCUGGGCACUGCAAUUUCAGAAAGAUAUUGACAAGCUGGAAGGUGUUCAGAGGAGGGCGACUAAGAUGAUCCAGGGUCUGGAAACCAAGCCUGAUGAGGAACAGUUGAAGGAGCUAGGUCUGUUUAGCCUGGAGAAGAGACGACUGAGAGGUUAUUUGCCAGCCAUCUUGGGUUGUCAUGUGAAAGAUGGAGCAAGCUUCUCUUCUGCUGCUCCGGAGGGUUGGAGCAGAACCAAUGAAUAAUAAUAAUAAAAUUUUAUUUAUUUCCCGCCCUCCCCAGCCGAAGCCGGGCUCAGAGCGGCUAACAACAGUAAAAGUAACACAGUUUACAUAAAAUCACAGUUGAUUAAUUGAAAUUCAUUCUAAAAUCAAUUCAGAAUCAAAUUAAUGGCAACCAUUGGGCUAGAGUUCUAUGAGGAUUACUGAAGGAGGGGGUCAGGCUGUGCCCUGGCCAAAGGCCUGGUGGAACAACUCCAUCUUGUAGGCCCUGCGGAAAGAUGUCAAGUCCUGUAGGGCCCUAGUCUCUUGGGACAGAGCGUUCCACCGGAUCAGAGCCACAGCUGAAAAAGCCCUGGCUCUGGUUGAGGCCAGCCUAACCUCCCUGUGGCCCAGGACCUCCAAGAUGUUUUUGUUUGAAGACCGUAAGGUCCUCCGUGGGACAUACCAGGAGAGGCGGUCCCGUAGGUACGAGGGUCCUAGGCCGCAUAGGGCUUUAAAGGUCAAAACCAGCACCUUAAACCUGAUCCUGUACUCCACCGGGAGCCAGUGCAGCUGGUAUAGCACUGGGUGAAUGUGUUCCCGUGGCAAGGACCCCGUAAGGAGCCUCACCGCGGCAUUCUGCACCCGCUGGAGUUUCUGGAUCAGUCUCAAGGGCAGCGCCACGUAGAGCGAGUUACAAUAAUCCAGUCUGGAGGUGACCAUUGCAUAGAUCACAGUGGCUAGGUCAGGGCGAGAGAGAUAAGGGGCCAACUGCUUAGCUUGGCGGAGAUGAAAAAACGCCGCCUUUGUUAUAGCUGCAAUCUGCGCCUCCAUGGAAAGGGAAUUCACAGGAUAGGAAAGGUGAUUCCGACUAAACAUGGGGAAGAACUUUGUGGCUGUAAGAGAUGUUCGGCCAUGGAACGGACACCCUCAGGAGCUGGUGAACUCUCCUUCGUUGGGAGGUUGUUAAGCAGAGCCUAGGUGGCCAUCUGUCAUGGAUUCUCUAGCUGUGAUUCCUUCAUUGCAGGGGGUUGGUCUAGAGGACCUUUGCGGGUCCCUUCCAAAUCUACAAUUCUAAUUUCACCCAGGCUUUCUCCGAAGGAAUGAUCCAGCUCUCUUUACUGACUUUGUGAUAUACAGUACUUGUUUCAUGGUGGUUUUUUUAUUGUUGGCUUUAUGCCAUCUAACACCACGUUAUUUUUUCCUGCCCUUGGCAGUAACGUAUGUGUGUGUUUGUGUGUACAGAUAUACAUUCACAGAUAAAUAAAUUAAUGCAUUAGGUCCUUGAGAUCCACAAAUUACAACAUCUUGGAGGUCCCAGGUCUCAAGGUGGUUAGAUUGGUCUCAACUAGGGCCAGGGCCUUUUCAGUGCUGGCCCCGACUUGGUGGAACGCUCUGUCCCAAGAGACCAGGGCCCUGCGGGACUUGACAUCUUUCCGCAGGGCCUGCAAGACAGAGCUGUUCCGCCUGGCCUUUGGUUUGGACUCGGUCUGACCCUUAUGUUUCCCUCCCCUUAUGGUCUUGAUUUAUAGGCUACUUUUAAAAUGAGGCUGCAUUUUAAAUGGCAUUUUAACCUGUAUUUUAAAUUGGGUUUUUUUCUUUUGUUUUCCCCCGUAUUAUGUUUUUCCUGUGAUUUUAUUGGUGUUAGCAGCCCUGAGCCCGGCUCUGGCCGGGGAGGGCGGGGUAAAAAUAUUUAUUAUUAUUAUUAUUAUUAGCCUCAAAGGUAAGGCAGAUCAGGGCUCAGUUUCACGCCUGGUUAGCGCCAGACGCUUGCUGCCCUCCUGGCGGCUUUGCCUAAUGCUUCUUUCCCUUUGCAGUUGUGGAGAAGAACUGUGUCACCCCCGAUUUGUCCCUGAACAUCACCUGGUACCUCCGCAGCUCCCACUGCCACGACGAGGUCUACAUAGACGUGAGCGACCGGCCCCUUCUUUGCUUGUGGGGUGGAACUGGGGCGGGUUGAAGAGUCCAUGAGAAGCCCAGGGGCUUCUGGGGUGUCUGUGGGCGGUGCAGAGUUAGACUGAGGAACUCCCUCCCACAGGAGCGCCACCAACACAGGGGGCUUUAAAAGAGCAUUUGACGAAUCCGUGAAAGAGAAGCCUGUCGAUGGCUGCUAGCCAGGACGUCUGUGCUUUGCCUCUGUGGUUGAAGGCAGCAGUGCUCCUGAACCCCCUAUUUUUAGUUUUUGUUUUUUUAAAAAAUAUUUUUUAUUUAAUGAUUUUAUGUUACUAAAAACAAUACAACCAUACUACCACUAAAUAUAAUUAAGAAAUAAAAAUUACAUACAUCAAUAUUUAGUUUAUUUGUUAUUUACCGUCUUAUUUCCUCCCAAACAUUCCAUGCAAAAACACACAUAUGUGCAGACACCCACAAUAUUUUUUCCCCUUUUAUCUUCCAAAAUCUUUUCUUCAACUUUGACUUCCUGUCAAGUCCCUUUGCAUAUAUUUUAUCUUACAAUCGGAUGUACACAAAACAAUACACCUUUCUAUAUAAAUUUUCCAAUACAUUCUGAAAACAUAAUAAAUCCUUAAUUGUUGUUCACCUCCUUUUAGUUCCUUUAUCACUCGAAUGCUAGUACGGAGCCAAAACUAUUAUUGUAUUUUUGAACCAUUCUAUAACCAUCCCAUUUUUCCGCAAAUUUUUGCUUUGAGUUUCCUCUGAGUUUACUAGUUAAUUGAGCCGUCUCCACCAAUUCCUGUAAUUUGAUUUGCCAUUCUGUUAUUUUUGGAGCCCCGUGAUCUUUCCAUCCCUUGGCCACAAGUAUACGAGCCGCUGCAGUUGCAUAAAAGAAUACCUCUCUUAGAUUUUUGGUGAUCUCUUUAUCUAAAAUACUUAAUAGAAAUGCCUCUGGUUUUUUAGUAAAAGUUAUCUCCAUCACCUUUUUUAAUUCAUCGUCUAUUUCCCCCCCCCAAAAUCUUAAUCUUUUCACACGUCUGUUUUUUAGUUUUUGGACAACCCGUUUCUCAGUUUCCUCCUCUGCCCUCUCAGGAAUCCAAGGCAGACCAAUACCUAAGCCAUCACGAAACGGAGGCCAGCGUCGCCGGAGGCGGCCAGUACAUUUGGUACACGACCCUGGUCCAGUGCAGCCAGCUCAAUGAGGUGGGCAAUGCAAAAUGGCGGGCGGCAAGUCGCUGGGAUGCGGGUGGAGCGAGAUCGGUUUAAUGGGGAAUGUGGCUGCGUUGGGGAGGGCUGGCCUUUGUACGGAGCAGGAAAGAGGAUUUGUGUCUGCAGAAGGAAGGAAGAUUUGGGGGGAGCCCAGGGCGGCCUGCGGAGAAGCCUUGUUCCUGCUCCUUCGCUAACGGGAUGAAGGUGAUCAGCGGAGGAGGAAAGAUUUUGAAAGGAAACCGGACGGGGGGAGCAGCUUUCGGGCAAAGUGUGUGUUGUCGUGGCCCAGUUUGCUCAGUGCAACCCAGUGAACGUUUGGGUUUCCGGGCUGAAGAUUGCGACCCCUUCGCUCCUCCUUGGUUCUUUCCUUUUAAUGUUUUAAUGUCUCCACCCCCAUUGUUCAGCCCGGACACUGAGGUCCAGCUCCGAGGGCCUUCUGGCGGUUCCCUCCCUGCGAGAAGCCAAGUUACAGGGAACCAGGUAGAGGGCCUUCUCGGUAGUGGCACCCGCCCUGUGGAACGCCCUCCCACCAGAUGUAAAAGAGAACAACAACUACCAGACUUUUAGAAGACAUCUGAAGGCAGCCCUGUUUAGGGAAGCUUUAAAUGUUUAAUAGGCUAUUGUAUUUUAGUGUUCUUUUGGAAGCCGCCCAGAGUGGCUGGGGAAACCCAGCCAGAUGGGCGGGGUAUAAAUAAUAAAUUAUGAUUAUGAUUUUGUUGUAUUUAACCUUGUUUUUUAAGAUGUAUUCCAAUCAACUUGUUUUUAUUAUUGGUUGUUAGCCGCCCUGAGCCCGGCCUUGGCUGGGGAGGGCGGGGUAUAAAUUAUUGUUAUUAUUAUUAUUAUUAUUAUUAUUAUUUACUUGGGGAGGAAGCCUGAGGAGCGUGGAGGGAAAAGUGGCUUCUCUUUGGACCAAGUAGAGGUAGAAAUCUGGUCCAAUUUUUCAGCCAAGGGUUUAUCUCCAGAUUAGGAGAUUGUGGUGUGCGUUUUCCCUGAGGAAAUGAAAAUCGUGGUGGAGGGGCUUCUGUCGGGAGAAAAGAACAGGGCGCUAACAACUGGCUGUCUCCCUUUCUCUUUCAGCUGCACUUCCCAGAGCUGCCGAAGCCCCAAAAGCUGCAGCCUUUCAAGGAGCCAGGCGUGGUCAGUUCGGUCAGUGGAGAGUCGGGGAACUGGGGGGACGGGACUGGACUGUGAUCUCAUCCUAGACAGAAGUCCCUGGCCUUGUUAUUGCUGCCCGACGACAUAGUGAGGGGCUGCAGGCUUGCUUUAAAGGAGGGGGUUGGGUUGGAUGGCCAUUAAACUGUGGAACUCCCUGCCACAAGGGAGACAGGAUGCUGGACUAGAAGGGCCACUGGCCUGAUCCUGCAGGCUCUCCUUAUGUUCUUUCUCGUACCUACGGGACCGCCUCUCCCGGUACGCCCCACGGAGAGCCUCAAGGUCCAUAAAUAGCAACACCCUAGAGGUCCCGGGCCCUAAGGAAGUUAGAUUGGCUUCAACCAGAGCCAGGGCCUUUUCAACACUGGCCCCGGCCUGGUGGAACGCUCUGUCUCAUGAGAUCAAGGCCCUGCAGGAUCUGAUUUCUUUCCGCAGGGCCUGUAAGACAGAGUUGUUCCGCCUGGCCUUUGGCUUGGAGCCAAUUUGAUUCCCUUCCCCUCUUUCUUUCCCCCCCCCUUUCUUCUGUGUUGGAACUCCUAUUUGGGGACUUCCCUGGCUUUUUUCUGGCCCAUGUAGGGCCAGUCUGGAUAGUUGGCCUUGGUGAAGAUUUGACGUUUUCAUCCCCCAAAAGGUUUUUGAUUGAGUUUCCACUGAAAUGAGGCUGCAUUUUAAUGUUUUAAUGUUGUGUUUUAAUAUUGUUUUUUAAGCUGUAUUUCAAUCAAUUGCUUUUAUAUCUGGUGUUAGCUGCCCUGAGCUCUGUCUUGGCUGGGGAGGGCGGGGUAUAAAUAAAUUAAUUAUUAAUUAUUAAUUAUUAUUAUUAUUAUUAUUAGAGCAACAGCAGGGGAAGACGCUUACUCGCCUUAUGGGAUUUCUGGAAGCAAGCAGCCCUGUAUCGGGUAGACCUUAGGCCUGAUCCACAAGCUCUUCUUCCGCUCAGCGCUGCAAGUGCUACUCUUAACCGCGCUCCCGGGGCCCCCGAAGCCAGCCUUAAAUGAAAUUCAGUGGUGCGAUGGAUCUUCCCACUAGGCCAGAUGGCUCUUCCCUAAAUAGGCAGGGUGUUUCUGUGCCAUUCAGCAUGGUGGUGGUGGGGGGGGGGGGAGCAAAGCCAGAAGGAAAGUGGGCAGUGCAAAUUUUACCAUUGUGGGGUAAGCUGGUUUCCAUGGAUACUCGAACACUCCUCUCUCUCCUCCAUCAGAGGAAGCCAGAGCUAUUAUCAGUGCAGUCCAGCCAGGAAAAACAAACUCUCAAGGCGGGGGGGCAGGGGGGGAGAAAGCUGGGGGGGGAGUGUGGCCUGAGAGAGAGUCCCAAAUGGGAGGGGGAGGGUAGCAUUAAUAAUAAUAAUAAUAAUAAUAAUAAUAAUAAUAAUAAUAAUAAUAUUACAGUGGUACCUCUGGAUACGAAUGGGAUCCGUUCUGGAGCCCCGUUCGCAUCCAGAAGUGAACACAACCCGCAUCUGUGCGUGCGUGGGUCGCAAUUCACCUCUUCCGUGCAUGCGCAUGAUGUCAUUUUGACCAUCUGCGCAUGCGCGAGCGGCAAAACCUGGAAAUAACAAGUUCUCUUACUUCCGGGUCGCCGCGGAGCGCAAUCCGAAAGCGUUCAACCUGAAGCACAUUUAAUCCGAGGUAUGACUGUAUUAUUAUUAUUUAUACCCCACCCAUCUGGCUUGGUUUCCCCAGACACUAUGGACGGCUUCCAAGCAAAUUUUAAAAACACAAUACAGCAAUAAACAUUAAAAACUUCCCUUCCCUGGCCAGACUCCAAAUUCCCCUCCCCCCCGGUAUAACAACAGAUAUUGUCGGUGGCUUUGCUGCAACCCUGUGGAUGAUCUGCCCGAUUUUCUCCGAAAUCGCUGACUGCUGGGUACCAGAUGCAGUUUCCCUUGUUUGCCACCCCCUCUUUCAGUGGGUGAGAGAGAGAAGGGUAUUUGAAGAGCAAUUGUAACCAACAAAUUAGGCUAGUAGGACUACAAGAAGUUUUGUAGGGAGAAAUAUAAGAAGUGUUACAAAAUAGAUAAACAAAUAGAGAUGAUUGGUUAUAAGUUUUAAAUGUAAUAAGAAAAGUAAGAAAUGUAUACUAAGAGAUGAGAUUGGAAAAUUUACAGACAGGACCGAUGGAAGUAAAAAAAAAUUGAAUAAGUUGUAAAAGCAUGUUUAACUACUGUUGAAAAUGGUAUGUUAAUACUAAUAAAAAAUUAUAUAUAUAAAAGAGAGAGAGAAGGGAUAUUUUCCCCUUCUUGGGAUCCUUUCAAUUUGCAGGCAUGGCGGCUCCCAAGAGCGAUAGGUGGACUGAUUCCUCCAAGAGACGCCACCCUUUCGUUGGCGCUCCCACCCUUUUCCCAAUGCCCAUUUUCCCGUUUCACCCGCAGCCCCAGUCGGGAGUGAAGAAGAGGGAGGCUCCCAAGCAGGCAGAAGAAAAGGCCGUGGGGAAGGAAACUGGAGCCACACAAGUGAGCAAGGAUGUUGCGCAGCCGGCUGCCUCGGCCAGCGAGAAGGAAGACAAAGGCACCGCGAAGAGCGCAGUGGCGAAGAAGCAGAAGUUAGAGGUUGGUUGUUGUUGUUUAGUCGUUUAGUCGUGUCCACCUCUUCGUGACGCCCUGGACCAGGGCACGCCUGUCUUCCAUCGCUUGAUCCAACUCAUGCUGGUAGCUUCGAGAACACUGUCCCACCACCUCGUCCUCUGUCGUCCCCUUCUUCUUGUGCCCUCCAUCUUUCCCAGCAUCAGGGUCUUUUCCAGGGAGUCUUCUUUUCUCAUGAGGUGGCCAAAGUAUUGGAGCCUCAGCUUCAGGAUCUGUCCUUCCAGUGAACACUCAGGGCUGAUUUCCUUCAGAAUGGAGAGGUUGGAUCUUCUUGCAGUCCAUGGGACUCUCCAGAGUCUCCUCCAGCACCAGAAUUCAAAAGCAUCCAUUCUUCGGCGAUCAGCCUUCUUUAUGGUCCAGCUCUCACUUCCAUACAUCACUACUGGGAAAACCAUAGCUUGAACUAUAUGGACCUUUGUUGGCAAGGUGAUGUCUCUGCUUUUGAAGAUGCUGUCUAGGUUUAAGGUUCAAGGUUUAAGAUGCUGUCUAGGUUUGCUGGCCCUUAAGAUCUACCUAAAGAUUAACAAACUACAUCAAAACUACCUUCCAUCUUUAUGACCCAGGAUGCCUGGUGAAGCAACUGGCCUGUGUUUAGAAUGCUGAUACAUGCCUGUCAGGCAAAGAAACAGGACAGAGAUGCAGAGGUGUUGAUUGAUCAAAAAUCCUAUCAAAAUGGCUCAAAGCCAGUCAACGCAAGGCUUUCAUUGCGGACACAAAUGGCUUGCUUCAUAUUUUUUGUAAUUCCUCAUAGCAAUCCCACCUGAUCGCUAAAGGGGAGGGCUGCCAAAGGCUGUUUGUCAUGAAGGCCAUGCCAUGCCCUCUGCGGUUGGCGCGGAGUCCCAGAACCUUGGCUGACCCGGGGGGUUUUUCCGGGGGGGUUCUUUCCAGGUUUCGACGGUCGCCGUGACCUGGGAGGACGGGCCUUACGUCUUCAUCCUCAGGAUCUUCAGCGACAAGAACCCGUCUCCUAACUGGGAGAUCAAAAGUGAGUGAAACGGCGCAGCUUUUCCGUGGGCGGCGAGGGUUGAGAUCAGUCAGCGGAGCGGCGUUUGAGUCGGUGGGGAAAGCUUUGCCUUCGCGCAAGAAACGACCCGGGCUGUUCUGUUCCCGGCAUUAGAUACCCGGGUGAAGAGAUGGGCUUUGUUUUCCAGCUCUGUUGUGUACAGUGCAGGGUGGAUAAAACUCAAUGGUUUUUUUAAAAAAAUAGUAAUUUAAAAAAUCAGAUUUAUACAAUACAGUAUAUAAAGAAUAGAAAUGAACAAAUCAAUUAUAUCAAAUAGAUUUUAGGGCUUUGAAUCAAUGGUCAGAUAGUGGGUCUUAUUCUGAUUGCCCCAGCUAAAAACCUUGCCACCUUUGCUGUCACCUGCUCAUCUUGAUCUGCCAAGAGAAAGGACAUUGUGGCAGUGGUUGGGAGACCCGGAAUGGGCAAUAAAAGAGAGGUGAUAAUCUCAUUCCUCAAGUCUUUAUCAAGAGUGCAAGCUAGAAGGGAAUGCACCACCGAUUUGCAAGUGCCAUCUCCACAGGGACAUAAGCAUUUCUCGUGUGGAAUCUGUUGGAAUCGUCCCUCAAGUCCAGCCAAGGGCAAGACAUUCAAUCUUGCGAGAGUAAAAAUGCGUCUGUAUUUUAGGAUUGCUUGGUUAUGCAGAGAGGGUGCCAGAGAGUCGAAAUGGGAAGGUGGAAAAUAGUCAUACCAUGGGCAAAAUUUCCUUAUUGUGGCCAAGUUGUUCUGACGCUCGAUAUCAUUUAGGUGCUAGCAAAUUAGACUGUUUGCUUGACUAAAAACCACAGUGAGUAGCUGUUGUGGUGAUAAAACACAAGAGUGAAGUUUUUGAUAGACAGUUUUAGUCCAGGCGCUUUUGGGAUUUUGCAGCACGAGGGAUAUUAGACCGGGGGGAUUUGAGUUUAGGCAAAGCCAAUAGUUGAGUGUCCUACGCCAGAUCCAUCAUUCUACCAAGGGAAGAUUAGCCUCUGGGCGCAAUGAUGUGUUUGGGACACAGGGUGGGACAGAGGAAAUUUGCCUUAAGAGCAGUGACUGGACAGCUUCUGUAGACCCAAGGCGAGUGCCUGUCCAAAUCUGAGCCCUGUACAAAAUAGCUGUGCUGGCGGAUUAGCUUGGAACUCUUCCAGGACUGAGGCUAUAUGUUUGCCACCUUUUAUGUGGCGAAAGCUAUCAGAAUUUUGGUGCCUCCUCUCCCGUGGCCCCUUCCGCUCACCUGACUCCUUUCCCCCUCCAACUUUCAGUUGAUGUGCAGAUGAAGCAUCCUGACCACCAGUACAUCUCUGCCUCCGAGUGGCCUCUGAUGGUGGUGAGUUCUUUUCCUCCCCGUGGGUUCCCCCUGUGGGGCUUGGCAAUGCUUCGUGUGGGUUCGGCGGGCAGCUCAGAGAGACCGACAACCAGCACAGCCGUUUCAAAACAAAGAGACACCUGGCCGAUGAUGCGCUUUGGACCAUUCAAAGUUUCCGAGUCGUCUCCAAGGGCAGCCCCACGUAGAGCACAUGGCAGUAGUCCAGCCUGGAAGCUGGCGGAGUACAGCGGCCAAGACACCUCUGUCCAGUAGUUGCCGCUGUGUCAGGAUUCCUGUCUUGACCCAUUUCUAUAUACUGUGUCAGUUUCCAGGUGUUGGGACUACAGUUCCCAGCAUCCAGUGUGGCCCGGUCGCCAUGGAUGAUGGGAGUUGUAGUCCCACAAGGUCCAGAGGGCCUCCAGCCUUAUCCCUCUCCUGCCCUUUCCUCCCCUCCGUAGUUCUACAUGGUGAUGUGCAUUGUCUACGUGCUUUACGGGGUCCUCUGGCUGGUCCUGCUGGCCUGCUACUGGCGAGACAUCCUUCGCAUCCAGUUCUGGAUUGGCGGCGUCAUCCUCCUGGGAAUGCUAGAGAAGGCCGUCUUCUACGCCGAGUUCCAGAGCAUCCAGAGCCAAGGGACCUCAGGUCAGUGGGGACUUGCCGAUAGCGACGUGCUUUGCAAUACAGUGGGCGCUCGGGUUGCGAACGGGAUCCGUGCGGGAGGCACGCUCGCAACCCGCAGCGUUCACAACCUACAGUGGUGUGUCUGCGCACACGCGGGUUGCAAUUCGGAGCUUCUGCGCAUGUGCAAUUUAGCACUUCUGCGUAUGCGCGACCCCCCAAAACCCGGAAGUAACCCCUUCUGGUUUUCGGCAGUCUGUAACCCGAAAAUCGCAACCUGAAGCGUCUGUAACCUGAGGUAUGGCUGCUCAUACACACACACAGAGUUCCCAGAAUUCCUUGGGGGAAGCCGCCAUGACCGUUUAAAGCAGCACCGUGGAGCUUUAAAUGUAUGAUGUGGACCAGGAACCCCCAACCCGCGGUCCUCCAGAUGUUUUGGGACUACAGUUCCCAUCACCCCUGACUACUGGUCCUGUUAGCGAGGGAUGAUGGGAGUUGUAGUCCCAAAACCGGUGGAGGGCCACAGGUUGGGGGCGCCAGGCGUGGACCUUGCGCGAAGUUUCUGGUUCAUCUCUGCAGGGGCUGCCCCGCAUUUUCGCAGCCUCUGCCUUCUCUCAAAACGGCGCCUUCUCUCCUCCUGCUUUCCAGUUCAAGGGGCGGUGAUAUUUGCCGAGGUCCUGUGCGCCGUGAAGAGGAUGCUGGCCCGGGUUCUGGUCAUCAUCGCUAGCCUGGGAUACGGCAUCGUCAAGUGAGUGUGUCGGCCGGGGAGAGGGAGAGGGGGGCAGCCCCUUGGCCAAAGCGGCGGAGGACACCUGCUUGGUGUGCAGAAGGCCCCAACUUCAGUCCCUGAUGUCGCCAGUUUAUUUUCCUGGGAUGGGGAAGACCUCAUGGAGAUCCUCGGCUAGGGUGGCGGGAGAGCCUUUUCGGUGUUCCCCACCUGAGGGCCAUGUUCCUUUCCGGGGGCCGGAUGGAAGUGGUGGCCGGGGCUAGGGGAGAAAGCAUGUGGGGCAGCCAGUUGCCUAAUAAUAAUAAUAAUAAUAAUAAUAAUUUAUUUAUACCCUGCCAAUCUGGCUGGUCUUCCCCAGCCACUCUGGGCGGCUUCCAACAAAACACUAAAAUACAGUAACCUAUUAAACAUUAAAAGCUUCCCUAAACAGGGCUGCCUUCAGAUGUCUUCUAAAAGUUUGGUAGUUAUUUUUCUCUUUGACAUCUGAUGGGAGGGUGUUCCACAGGGCGGAUGCCACCACCGAGAAGGCCCUGUAACCUCACUUCUCGCAGGGAGGGAACCGCCAGAAGGCCCUCGGAGCUGGACCUCAGUGUCCAGGUAGAACGAUGGGGGUGGAGACACUCCUUCAGGUAUACUGGGCCUUUGAGGCCGUUUAGGGCUUUAAAGGUCAGCCCCAACACUUUGAAUUGUGCUCAGUACUGGGAGCCAAUGUAGGUCUUUCAGGACUGGUGUUAUGUGGUCUCGGCGGCCGCUCCCAGUCCCCAGUCUAGCUGCCGCAUUCUGGAUUAGUUGUAGUAUAGAGCGUGUUGCAGUAGUCAAAGCAGGAGAUAACCAGAGCAUGCACCGCUCUGGCGAGACAGUCCGCAGACAGGGAGGGUCUCAUCCUGUGUACCAGAUGGAGCUGGUAGACAGCUGCCCUGGACACAGAACUGACCUGUGCCUCCACGAACAGCUGUGAGUCCAAAAUGACUCCUAGGCUGCGCACCCGGUCCUUCAGGGGCACAGUUGCCCCAUUCAGGACCAGGGAGUCCUCCACACCCGCCCGCCUCCUGUCCCCCCAAAACAGUCCUUCUGUCUUGUCAGGAUUCAACCUCAAUCUGUUAGCUGCCAUCCAUCCUCCAACCGCCUCCAGACACUCACACAGGACCUUCACCUAGUUUCCAACACACCCUUCUCUAUCAGCCAGCAGAGCAUGAGACCCUUAAUCUCAGGGCUGUGGGUUUGAGCCCCAUCAGGUGUAAAAUAUCCUGCAUUGCAGCGGGUUGGACUAGAUGAUCUACAGGGUCCCUUUUGGCUCUGUGGUUCUGUCCUGCACCCAGGGAAGCAAGGGGCAUUUCCCAGGUGCCUGGGCACUUCCCGGCUGAGUAAACUCGGGUUGCAGAGCAGGGCGUAGGCUGGGGGGUGUUUGAGGGCCACUUAGAAAGGUCUGGAGGGCCACAUCUGGCUCCAGGUCUGAAGUUCCCCACGCCUGCCCCAGCCACUGCCUGUCCGAGUUCUGGAUCAAUUGUCUUCCUUCGGGUUUUGUGCCACUUAGGCCAGCAAACUUUUCCAGCAGGGGGCCGGUCCACUAUCCCUCAGACCUUGUGGGGGGCCGGACUAUAUUUUGGAAAAGAAAAAAAAUGAAUGAAUUCCUAUGCCCCACAAAUAACCCAGAGGUGCAUUUUAAAUAAAAGGACACAUUCUACUCAUGUAAAAACACGCUGAUUCCCGGACCAUCCACAAUGUUUCAUAGAUUAUUAUAUUUUAAUAUUCUGUUGGAAGCCGCCCAGAAUGACUGGGGAAACCCAGCCAGAUGGGCAGGGUAUAAAUGAUGAUGAUGAUUCUCUUGCCUGGGAGACAUUCUCGGAUCAUAGAACUGGUUGCCAGAAUUGCAGCGCUGGGAGGGGACCUCUCAAGGUCAUCUGGCCCAACCCGCUGCGGCACAGGAAUCGCGGCAAAGCGCAGUCACAUUCACAAGAGACCUGCCCCGUUUUUCCGAUGACUCGGCUCCUCAACUUCUGCCCCUCUUUUCUCUCCACAGGCCACGGCUGGGGGCUCUCUUGAAUCGGGUCGUGGGUGUGGGACUGAUGUACUUGAUCUUCUCCAUCAUCGAGGGGGUCCUGCGAGUCAAAUCGGUAAGGGCGGGCGGCACGGGGGGAGGCAGGGAGGGUGUCAUUGGGGGGGGGGUUAAGCCCAGGAACAGCCCUCUCAGCCUGACUGUCCCCCUCCCACCCCAGGAGCAAACUAAAGCCGCCGCGCUCAUCUGUGAAAUUUUCCUGGCGUUUGUGGAUUCGUGUAUCGUCUGGUGGAUAUCCUUUACAAGGGACUAGAAACUUGGCCAGUUUGCCUUCUCUUUGCUCUUCCCUUGCCUUGGAAUGGAGGUUGGGAGGGGGGUUUCUAAAUGAAUGGAGAAGGAUAAAGCUUUGCAAUCUAAUCCGGCAGCCCACAAAGGAUUUCUGUGUCUUCACCCCCAUCGUUCAGCCCGGACACCGGGGUCCAUCUCCUGAGGGCCUUCUGGCCCUUCCCUCCCUGCGAGAAGCCAAGUUACAGGGAACCAGGCAGAGGGCCUUCUCGGUGGUGGCGCCCGCCCUGUGGAACGCCCUCCCAUCAGAUGUCAAGGAAAUACACAACUAUCUGACUUUUAGGAGACAUCUGAAGGCAGCCCUUCAAAACCCAACAAGCCUGCUAUCCCAGCCUGGUUAGCCCCCUAAAAACUCUGAUACCCCAUUUUAAAAUACAAUAUACUCCCAUAGAGACUCCUUACACCGUGUUUAAAACCAAAAUCACAUUUGGGUAGAAGUUGUUUCCCAGGCGGCCGGUCCUAGUUUUAUAACCCAAACGCUUUAUAUCGCGUGGUCGCCUGGAAGCGAAUGUCCGCUCGCCCUAGGCGCCUGGCUUGUUUUGACGAGCUGUUUGUUCUCAGCUGCAAAUCAGCUCGGCUUCCUGCCUGCACUUUGGCCUCCCUUUUCUUUCUGCCUCUCCUCUUCACCACCUCUUUCUCCUUCUUUUCUCUUGUCUCCUCCCCCCCCCCCCCGUUUUAUCGCAGGCGCAAGACGACUUGGUGCUGCUAGCUGCUAUCCCUCUGGCUAUGCUCGACUCUGCCCUCUGCUGGUGGAUAUCCUCUGUGCUCUGCCUGGCCGGGCCCCGACUCUCGUUCAGUUUCGCCUGCAUGUGCCUUUCGGUUUCUUGCCCUCCUCCCCCGAAAAGUCAUUUUUCCAAUGAUCUGCUCCUUUUUCGGGUGGUUGAGCUCCCUGCCCGUAGCGACGCUCCUUAUCUGCUGGGAAGGCGUAG
Molecule: messenger RNA, 19657 nt
Organism: Podarcis lilfordi (Lilford's wall lizard)
Lineage: Eukaryota; Metazoa; Chordata; Lepidosauria; Squamata; Lacertidae
Source: the annotation of a GenBank genome assembly